AUGUUAUCAAAGUCUUUCAACUGUCGCUGGGGCUCUGCCCUCCUCUUGGCGUCUCUUUGUCCGUCAGUGCUCGCUAGAGCCACUCCUCCGACAACCACCCACGAUAAGAGAGCUAGCUGGGCGAGCAACCCUCUCCUUCAGGACUUUGACUCCAAUGGUGCUUGGUUCCAGCAAGUUGCAGACAUUGCCGGGAACUCCACCUCCCGUAAAACCUCCAAUGUCUCGAUUGCUAUCGUGGGAGGCGGCGUCUCUGGCCUCGCCACUGGCCUGAUGCUGGACAGCGUCGGCGUCCACAACUGGGAGAUCAUCGAGGCCAGCGAACGUGUAGGUGGCAGAUUCCGGACCAUCUUCGUUGGAGACACGGAGGAAUUCGCGGAGAUGGGUCCGAUGAGACUCCCGUACAAGGUCACCUACAACAGCGACAACUCGACUCACGAGUAUACCGACCACCGGAUGACGUUUCAGUUGGCCGAGCUUCUCAAUGAGAUGAACAACAAUGACCCCAAGUACAAGAUCGAUUUCAUCCCAUGGAUUCAGCAUCACCCAAACGAACUCCUUGCUUUGGGCACCGGAAGGCAUCCGGACGGCAGGGUUCCCACUCGCGCCGAGAUUGCUGCGGAUCCGAGCCUUGGUACUCCUCCUGUCAUGACCUCGGCGGAAUACAACGACACCAAGAAAGAGCUCAACAGGAUCCUGAAGAACGAAACACUUCUCCGGGAAAUUCAAGCCGACGUCUGGCGUGCCCACAAACAGGUCAUGGACCUGGGCUAUGACGACUGGAGCGAGCAAUCCUACAUCCGCAACCACCUAGGCGCGGACGAGAACGUCACCGAUGCCAUCUGGACCUCAACCGACUACGAUGUUAUCUGGGAUGAGAUGGUGCACAACUCAAACCUCGCGCUCGACGGUUCGGAUGGUACUCUUGGCGAAACCGAGUGGAAGUGUGUCGACAAGGGCUUCAACCGCAUCUCGGACGCGUUCAUCCCUCAUGUGUCCGAUCGACUGGUGCUUAACCGCAAGAUCCGCAAGUUGGAACCUGUUCAAGACGAUGCUGGUCACGCCCGUACGCGUCUGUCGUGGUACCCUAGUGCCAAGAACAGAACUUUUGAGUCCAAGGACUACGACUACACUAUCAUGGCUGUCCCGUUCACCAUGACCCGCUUCAUGGAUCUGCCGGAGUUCUCAUCCGUCCUUGGCCGGGCCAUCAGCGAGGCUGGUCUUCGGUUCAAGUCUGCUUGCAAGGUCUCUUUGCUGUUUUCUGAGAGGUUCUGGGAGAAGGGCGAGCGCCCGAUAUUUGGCGGAUACUCUAAGCCGGAGGACAAGGCCGUAGGGGCUUUGUACUACCCAGUCUAUGGGCUGAACGAGUCGCGACCCGGUCUCAUUACACACUACCGGGGCGGAGAUUGGAGCGAUCGCUUCGUCAGCUUCACGGAAGAGGAGCAUGUCGGCUUGGUUCUUGAUGCGAUCGCCAGCUUGCACGGUGAACAAGCGAGGGAUCUUUACACUGGCGACUACACGCGUCUCUGCUGGCUCGAAGAUGAGCACACAGCCACUUCUUGGUGUCGACCGGACGUUGAACAGCACAAGCUGUACAUUCCAUCUUACCAUCGCACUGAGCACAACACGAUUUUCAUCGGCGAACACACGGCUCCGACUCACGCUUGGAUUAGCUCUUCGCUCUACUCUUCUGUUAGAGGUUCUGUGCAACUUCUUCUUGAGUUGGGCAUGGUGAAUGAGGCGAAGAAGUUGAACGAGCAGUGGAUGGGCCAAUGGAUCAGUAAUGAAUAG
Molecule: messenger RNA, 1788 nt
Organism: Colletotrichum karsti
Lineage: Eukaryota; Fungi; Ascomycota; Sordariomycetes; Glomerellales; Glomerellaceae
Product: fusarubin cluster-oxidoreductase
Exons: 1
Coding region: 1-1788 (595 amino acids)
Biological process (GO): amino acid catabolic process
Molecular function (GO): L-amino-acid oxidase activity; polyamine oxidase activity
Source: RefSeq, a predicted model, not a curated record